UGGGGAGGUCCUUAGAACGCCCGCACUACUCUGUAACUGUGUUGUGGAACUGCCAUCGCCAAAACGAAUGAUACUUAGGCCUUCUAGCUUAAGAUCCUUGCUGGAGCUGUUGAAGACCCACUCCUCCCUUCUUCUGAGAGGAACAAAAAAAAUGUUUGUCAUUUUUACCGGAACCAAAAAGUUGGGGACCUCCGCUCUCGACCGGCAAUAUGAUUGCACAGGAAACAGGCGAGAGAGUUCUUAUUAGGGAUCCGGAACUUGGUUUUGCAGCUUCCGGCCAGCUCAGUAUAGUUAGUCUUGAGCGGGUAGUAUUCUGAACCCGUAGGUAUUGAUCGUCCAAGAAGAUGGUGCUUCUAACGAUGAUUGCACGGGUGGCUGAUGGGCUUCCUUUAGCGGCUUCUAUGCAGGAGGAUGAACAGUCGGGGAGAGAUUUGCAGCAGUAUCAGAGCCAGGCCAAGCAAUUGUUUCGGAAGCUCAAUGAACAGUCUCCUACCAGAUGCACCUUAGAAGCUGGACCAAUGACUUUUCAUUACAUUAUUGAAAAAGGAGUUUGUUAUCUGAUACUAUGUGAAGCUGCUUUCCCCAAAAAAAUGGCGUUUGCAUAUCUGGAAGAUUUGCACUCAGAAUUUGAUGAACAACAUGGAAAAAAGGUGCCAACGGUGUCCAGACCUUAUUCUUUCAUUGAAUUUGAUACUUAUAUUCAGAAAACCAAGAAGCUGUAUAUAGAUAGCCGGGCAAGAAGAAAUCUUGGGUCUAUUAAUACAGAAUUACAAGAUGUACAAAGAAUCAUGGUAGCCAACAUUGAAGAAGUCUUACAACGAGGUGAAACCCUUUCAGCAUUGGAUUCCAAGGCAAAUAAUCUGUCCAGUUUGUCCAAGAAAUACCGCCAGGAUGCGAAAUAUCUGAACAUGCGUUCCACCUAUGCCAAGCUUGCUGCUAUUGCUGUGUUUUUUAUUAUGCUGAUUGUUUAUGUGCGGUUCUGGUGGCUGUAACAGAUUAAUAGGCCUCCAAGAAUGAUAUUUAAUAAUAGCAAGCAUAUCACUAUUAAGUAGCUAAUAUCACAGGAUGUAUAUUAGAAUCUGCCUAGACAUUUCCUUAUAAUGAGAAUUGCUGCUAUUUCCAAAUGUCAGAACUUGCUGAGACUAAUUAUUUUCUUUUGUAGCAGUUAAAUGCUUGAAAAACAAAACAUUUUUCCAACUGACAAAUAGGAGUAGCCUCAUUUGAUCCACCUACUACUGUUCAACACUACUGUUAACAGACAAACUAAAAUAAGUGCAGCCCUAGUAGGGUAUUCUAAUGGGUAUUCUAUUGGGUAUUCCUUGUUAAUCAAGAGAAAUUCCUGUUUCAAGGGUGGAAUAUGUGUGUGUAUGUGUGUAGAUAACAUACUGGUUUUUUUUUAGUUUGUCCAAUCAAUACUUAUUUUAUAUUGUCAAAUCUCUUGACUCAUUACCCUGUUAAUUUAAUAACUGCAUAAAAUAUUGCUUCAUCUGG
Molecule: messenger RNA, 1491 nt
Organism: Pantherophis guttatus
Lineage: Eukaryota; Metazoa; Chordata; Lepidosauria; Squamata; Colubridae
Product: vesicle-trafficking protein SEC22b
Biological process (GO): retrograde vesicle-mediated transport, Golgi to endoplasmic reticulum; endoplasmic reticulum to Golgi vesicle-mediated transport
Cellular component (GO): membrane
Molecular function (GO): SNAP receptor activity
Source: RefSeq, a predicted model, not a curated record